GGGCCUGAUGCUCUGCUCUCUGCCUCGAGAGAGACCGGCUGGGGGAGCACACAUACCCCUCCCCCCCGCCGCCAGGGCUCGCUACAGGGGGCUGCUCCUCUGUAUCGCCCCGCACUCCUGCUCCCACCCUCCCCCAGGCUGGGCCCAAGUCUCUCUGGAAGCCACACAUCUCCCUCCCUGUCCUCUCCCCCCACCCCUGCCAGCUGAUUUCAUUUGCCUGACGUUAGCCCUACCCUUCCCUGUCAGUGCCCCCCCGCACCCCCCAGCCGGGGCCAGGCCAGGCCAGCUCCUCUGGCAGUAGAGCCGGGGCAGGUGACAGGCGGGCGUCGCAGCUGAGGGAGUGAGGAGGCACCCGGGAAGCGGAGCUGGAAGCCUAGAAGAGGUCCAGUCACAGAGCCCAGGAGUAGGAGCCACCCCUCAACCUUGCAGCCAUGGGGGAGAUGGAGCAGCUGCGGCAGGAGGCGGAGCAGCUCAAGAAGCAGAUUGCUGAUGCCAGAAAAGCCUGUGCUGACAUUACUCUGGCAGAGCUGGUGUCUGGCCUAGAGGUUGUAGGACGAGUGCAGAUGCGGACCCGGAGGACGUUAAGGGGACACCUGGCCAAGAUAUAUGCUAUGCACUGGGCCACCGACUCCAAGCUGCUGGUAAGUGCCUCGCAAGAUGGGAAGCUGAUCGUGUGGGACACCUACACCACCAAUAAGGUGCACGCCAUCCCGCUGCGCUCCUCCUGGGUCAUGACCUGUGCCUAUGCCCCAUCAGGGAACUUCGUGGCGUGUGGGGGGCUGGACAACAUGUGUUCCAUCUACAGCCUCAAGUCCCGGGAGGGCAACGUCAAGGUCAGCCGGGAGCUCUCUGCUCACACAGGUUAUCUCUCUUGCUGCCGCUUCCUGGAUGACAACAACAUUGUGACCAGCUCUGGGGACACCACGUGUGCUCUGUGGGACAUUGAGACGGGACAGCAGAAGACUGUGUUUGUGGGACACACGGGGGACUGCAUGAGCCUGGCCGUGUCUCCUGACUUCAAACUCUUCAUUUCGGGGGCCUGUGACGCCAGCGCCAAGCUCUGGGAUGUGCGGGAGGGGACCUGCCGGCAGACUUUCACUGGCCAUGAGUCCGACAUCAACGCUAUCUGCUUCUUCCCCAAUGGAGAGGCCAUCUGCACAGGCUCGGACGACGCGUCCUGCCGCCUGUUCGACCUGCGGGCAGACCAGGAGCUGACCACAUACUCCCACGAGAGCAUCGUCUGUGGCAUCACAUCCGUGGCCUUCUCCCUCAGCGGCCGCCUGCUCUUUGCGGGCUACGACGACUUCAACUGCAACGUCUGGGACUCCAUGAAGUGUGAGCGCGUGGGCAUCCUCUCUGGCCACGACAACAGGGUCAGCUGCCUGGGGGUCACAGCUGAUGGGAUGGCUGUGGCCACUGGUUCCUGGGACAGCUUCCUCAAAAUCUGGAACUGAGGAGGCUGGAGGAGGGGGAGGUAAAAGGCCAUGAAGACACUCAGCUGGCCCUGCCUUGCCCAAUUUCUUUAAGAUUUUCUCUUCUAAGACCCCAGCUGCCAUUCCCGCCCAGCUUUCCUCUUUGAGGGCAGUGGGGAGGAUGGGGAGUGUGCCUUUGGGAGGCAGUAUCAGGGACAUGGGCAGGGAACUGCCCCAUCUCCUCCCAUGGCCUCCCCUCUCCAUGGUCCUGACAGCUUCUCCCUUAAUCAGCAAGGAUAAUGCACCCCCAACCCCCGCCCUUGGCAGGCCUACCAGGCUUACUGUCUGAGACCUUAAGCCCUAGGAUCCCUCUCCCAGAGCCACCACCUUUGUCUAGACCCAGGUGGAACAGGGUGCUCGGCCCCGUGACUAUGGCUCUGGCACCACUAGGGUCCUGGCCCCCUUCUUCAUGCUUUCUCCUUUGUCUACCUUCUUUUCUCUCCUAAAGCACUUGCAAUAAAGCGUAGCUGUGA
Molecule: messenger RNA, 1945 nt
Organism: Camelus dromedarius (Arabian camel)
Lineage: Eukaryota; Metazoa; Chordata; Mammalia; Artiodactyla; Camelidae
Gene: GNB3
Product: G protein subunit beta 3
Exons: 10
Coding region: 432-1454 (340 amino acids)
Biological process (GO): G protein-coupled receptor signaling pathway
Cellular component (GO): cytoplasm; heterotrimeric G-protein complex
Molecular function (GO): protein binding; signaling receptor complex adaptor activity
Source: RefSeq, a predicted model, not a curated record